GUUUGGGCUGAGAAGACACAACGCGCGCGGCUAUAAUGUGGCUCGCUUCACGGCCGUUCUUCUGAACAGCGUGCUGGUGAUGGUGGUUGGCGUCGUCGUUCUGUCCAUCGCCACGGUCAAUGUCGACAGCAACUGGUCUGCCUUCUGCACGGAAGGGGAUUCCACAUGCAAGUACUACGAGGUGCCUUACAAACCUCCCAACGCAUCGCUGCCGUUGGAGUGCGACCGUCACUUUCGGUAUGGCAAGAGCGGGCAACAUUUGCUGAGCGUCAGCGACUUUGCUUUAUUCUCAGCCCUUGCCUACGAGUCCGAGGCUGGUCUACAACACGGACUGCAGCGUUACUUCCCCGGCUGGUCCCUGGUCACCUCUCGCCGGGCAGGCCUCAACACCACUGCCAUCGAGGGGGAAAGCUCGGAUUGGACCACGUACUUCGAGUUCUGGGACCCCGAGAACACCACCAUUGUAUUCGCCAUCCGCGGUACCAACUCCAUGCUGGACGUUCUGGAUGAUCUGAACAUUUGGGGCCCCGCCGCCAUCAUGCAAGCUUUCAGCAUUGCCGGCCCGUCUCUCUCCAACGCUGUGGCGGAGUCUGUGGCCCUCCUCUCCACGGUGAUGUAUGGCGAGAGUAUGCAGAAACAGUAUUUCUCGCACCUCCUGGCGCAUGUUCAAAAUCGCACAGCUCAGCUUCCUGACAGGAUGUUCUACAUCACCGGCCAUUCUUUGGGUGGGGGCUUAGCCAAGCUGGUAGCAGCCAAGUCCCAGAUGCAGGCCUUGACCUUCAUGGCCCCGGGGCUUGGCACAACGAGCUACGUCGUGUACAGGGAGCACAUGCUACAGGAGCUCCGACGAAGAUCUCUUACCAUCAUGCCUGAGAACGACCUGGUGUCAAGAGUGGACACGCAGACUGGCAUUACCAUCAAAACCGACUGCGAUGGCAACUCACUGCACUGUCACUUGCUUUAUCCCACGAUCUGCAACCUCUUGCAGUUGUGCGGGUCUGGAAGGGCCGGGGAGGCGGCUUUAGCACUCCCGUGUGGUACGUGCGACGACAUGCCGUGCCCUAAAGGACAGCAACUCCGGCGUGCUGUCUGA
This is a messenger RNA of Symbiodinium pilosum, 1093 nucleotides long. The record is from the annotation of a GenBank genome assembly. Lineage: Eukaryota; Dinophyceae; Suessiales; Symbiodiniaceae.